Molecule: messenger RNA, 477 nt
Organism: Ostertagia ostertagi
Lineage: Eukaryota; Metazoa; Nematoda; Chromadorea; Rhabditida; Trichostrongylidae
Source: the annotation of a GenBank genome assembly
GUGUGGCUUAACAGGGGUCGUAAUCUUUCAGAUUGUUGUGUUCAGGAUGCAGUCGCUCGGACUUCAUUCCUUCUUGUGAACGGUGAUGAGCUGUUGGAUUUUCCUCGGGCACUUACAUCCCAAUGGGUCUAUGUUGGUGGAUUGAAUGUGAAACAACCAUCAAAACUCGGCCAGCAAUGGAAUGCACUGCUGUCAACCAGAGCCCGAAACGUGCUUGUCUCGUUCAAUGGAAAUUCUCCAGAAUGCAUGCAAAAAGCGGCCGUCCUUCUACAAGCGUUUCUGGAAAUUCCUGAUACCACAUUCAUUUGGCGCAAUGUGAGUGAAGCAGCACAGAACCAAUCUAACGUCGUUUUCAUAAACCGAUUCACAGAAAGUGACCUUUUGGCCGAUCCCAGAGUGACCGCCAUUAUCACUGACGGAAAAACGAGUUCCCUAUUCGACAUCGUGGCUGGAGGAAAACCUGUGAGUGGGAUUACA